Molecule: messenger RNA, 441 nt
Organism: Dermatophagoides farinae (American house dust mite)
Lineage: Eukaryota; Metazoa; Arthropoda; Arachnida; Sarcoptiformes; Pyroglyphidae
Source: RefSeq, a predicted model, not a curated record
AUGCCUGAUGGUGGCUGGAAACAGCCUGAAUCGUCGAAACCAAAACCAUCUGUUAGUGUUCCUGUCAGUUGGUCAAAAGAAUCUGGUGGUGGACCAAAAUCAUCAAAAGGUCCUACAUUUUCUAUGGAAGAAUCAUCUGAUGAGUUAGAAGAAUCAUCAAUCGAAUUACAAAAAUUAAAAACAUCACCACCUAGAACUGAUGUAGCGAAAUCUAUCGGUCAAAAAGAGAAAGGUCCUGGUAUUUUAUCUUCAAGUGAUUUCAGCAAAUCUAAAGAAUCAUCAUCAUCAUCAACUAGUGAUGAAAGCUAUGAAGAAGAAUCUGAAGAAUCUUCGAAAGAAAGACCGUCAAGUGGUGGUGGUGGUGGUGGUUUUAGUUUUGGACCAGCGAAAAAAUCACCAUCAUCAACAACAAAAUUUAAUCGUAAUAAUGGACAUUAUUGA